CAAACAAACAAAGUUAUCUUAAGUUGUUAACAAAUAAAAUGCAGUGCCCUGUGCCCAAAUAUUUAUAAUUUUAUACCUGAUUCCUGAACCUCAGAACCUGAUACGGUGAGGUGAGCAGUUGAGACUUGAGAGAGGCGGAGAGCAGAGAAUCAGAGAGAGGCUGAGGCGGUUCAGCUGGAGACUGAACAGUGGAGACUGGAGACUAGAGAGAAAGUGUUUAGGAGCACUUGAAUGGUUGUGGUUUAUUGGAUCCCAAAUAGUUACUAAAAUUUCAAUCUUUAACAGCUCUCUUGUAGGCUUCUCUUGAGGAGGUCAUUGAAAUGUGGGCUGGUUUGGGCUACUAAGGCCGAGCACGUUUUGUUCUUGAGUGUUUUCUCUGUCAUCUGCUGUCUCUAUGGUCUGUUCACCUUAGCCAAGUUACAAGCCAAUGGAUGAGUGGCAUGUGUGCAACAAAUCAAAAUAUUAGGCAUUGGGACAGGCCUAUUUAGUCCUUAAACGAGUAGUAUGCCCCUCUCUUUCUUCCUUGGUUUAAAACUGAAACCAAAGCCACCACUUGUACUCAAACCCUUCACCACAUUCUUCUUCUCUACUAAUACUACUACAACACCCACAAUUCCUCUCAUCACUAACACGCUUCUAAAGCAAUGCAAGACCUUAAUCCAAGCCAAGCUGGUCCAUCAGCAGAUCUUAGUCCAGGGCCUUGUAGACAUGGCUACAUACCUCAUUGGCACCUACAUAGCAUGUGAAGCUCCCAUCCAUGCCAUAAAGGUGCUUGAACACCUUGUUCCAUCGCAGCCUACUGUUUACUGGUGGAAUGCGCUUAUACGACAUGCAGUUCGUCUCGGGUUUCUUGAAGAUGUACUUGGUUUGUAUAGAAAAAUGCAGAGAUUUGGCUGGAAGCCUGACCACUACACUUUCCCUUUUGUUUUCAAAGCUUGUGGUGAUCUUCCUUCGUUCCGACGAGGUGCUUCAGUUCAUGCUGUUGUCUGUGCAAGUGGGUUUGAGUCCAAUGUGUUUGUUUGUAAUGCGAUGGUGGCUAUGUAUGGAAGGUGUGGCAUGUUGGAUGAUGCGCGCCAAGUAUUUGAUGAAUUGUGUGGGAGAGGGAUAGGUGAUGUGGUGUCUUGGAAUUCAAUUGUGGCUACUUACGUGCAAGGUGGUAAUAAGAAAAAUGCACUAAAAAUGUUCACUAGAAUGGCUGAUGAUCAUAGAAUUUGCCCAGAUGUAGUUAGCAUUGUCAAUAUCCUUCCUGCUUGUGCUUCGUUGAGUGCAUGGUUGCAGGGUAAGGAGAUUCAUGGUUUUGCAGUUCGAAAUGGGUUGGUGGAGGAUGUGUUUGUGGGUAAUGCUGUAGUGGACAUGUAUGCCAAGUGUGGGAUGAUGGAUGAAGCAAACAAGGUUUUUGAGCGGAUGAUGGUUAAGGAUGUGGUUUCUUGGAAUGCUAUGGUAACUGGGUACUCUCAGAUUGGUAGAUUUGAAGAUGCUCUUGCUUUGUUUGAGAAGAUGCGUGAGGAGAAGAUCGAGUUGAAUGUUGUGACUUGGAGCGCAGUGAUUGCUGGGUAUGCUCAAAGGGAUCAUGGUUAUGAAGCAUUGGAUGUGUUUCGUCAAAUGAAGGUUUAUGGUUCAGAGCCAAAUGUUGUUACUCUUGUGUCUCUUCUUUCAGGUUGUGCUUCUGUGGGAACAUUGCUUCAUGGAAAAGAGACUCAUUGUUAUGCCAUAAAACGUAUUCUGAAUGUAGAUGGAAAUGAUCCAGGGGAUGAUCUAAUGAUAAUUAAUGGUCUCAUUGACAUGUAUGCUAAGUGCAAAAGUGUCAAGGUAGCACGAAUGAUGUUUGACUCAAUAGCAACAAAAGAGAAAAAUGUGGUAACUUGGACUGUCAUGAUUGGUGGGUAUGCUCAGCAUGGUGAAGCCAAUGAUGCACUAGAGCUUUUCUCAAAGAUGCUUGGACAGGAAAUUUUCAUAAAGCCAAAUGCUUUUACUAUAGCAUGUGCUUUGAUGGCUUGUUCUCGUUUAGCCGCACUAAGGUUAGGUAAACAAAUUCAUUGUUAUGUAUUGCGCAAUCAGUAUGAGUCUAUGGUGGUAUUUGUAGCUAAUUGCCUCAUAGAUAUGUAUUCCAAAUCUGGAGACGUUGAUGCUGCUCAAGUUGUGUUUGAUAACAUGAAGCAAAGGAAUGCUGUUUCUUGGACAUCUCUAAUGACGGGUUAUGGCAUGCAUGGUUGUGGAGAAGAUGCUCUUCGGGUUUUUGAUGAGAUGAGGAGAGCAGGGUGGAUGCCUGAUGGUGUAACCUUUGUUGUUGUUCUUUAUGCUUGUAGCCAUACGGGAAUGGUUGAGCAGGGAAUGAAAUACUUUAAUAGCAUGAGUGACGAAUACGGGGUGGUUCCUGGAGUGGAACACUAUGCUUGCAUGGUUGACCUAUUGGGUCGUGCUGGUCGCUUGGAUGAGGCCCUAAAGCUCAUUGAAGGCAUGCCUAUGGAACCAACACCAAUAGUGUGGGUGGCAUUGCUUAGUGCUUGCAGGCUCCAUCCAAAUAUUGAACUUGGGGAGCAUGCUGCAAACCGGUUGUUAGAAUUGGAGUCUGAGAAUGAUGGGUCAUAUACUUUGCUUUCAAACAUAUAUGCCAAUGCCAGGCGAUGGAAAGAUGUGGCUAGAAUUAGAUCUUUAAUGAGACAUACAAGGAUCAAGAAGAGGCCCGGUUGCAGUUGGGUCGAAGGAAAGAAAGGAACUGCAGCCUUUUUUGUUGGGGACAGGUCACAUCCUCUAUCUCAACAAAUAUACAAGAUCUUGGGAGACCUAAUUCUACGCAUCAAAGCCAUGGGAUAUGUUCCUGAGACAAGUUUUGCUCUUCAUGAUGUGGAUGAUGAGGAGAAGGGUGAUCUUCUUUUUGAACAUAGUGAGAAGUUGGCACUUGCAUAUGGCAUCCUAACAUCACCUGCAGGGGCACCCAUCCGAAUCACCAAGAACUUGCGUGUCUGUGGCGAUUGCCACACUGCCAUUUGCUACAUAUCUAUGAUCAUUGACCAUGAAAUCAUUUUGAGAGACUCAAGUCGUUUUCAUCAUAUAAAGAAAGGAUCAUGCUCAUGCAAAGAUGAUUUUACUGGGACCCAAAGAAAGCAGGUGGCUCUUUGGAUUUCACAAGUGGUUGAGCAUUUGCAUUGUCAGAAACCACUUCACAUAUUUCACUUUAUUCACCCUGCUCUUGUAAUGCUUGAUCAGGGUUCCAAUCCAGUGUUCUUUGACUUUUAUAUGCUAACUGGUGGAGCUCUUGGUGAUAAGCAGCAUGUGUCAAGUUCAGACUUCCUGUUACUCUCUUAUGGUGCCUAUAUUGAUGUAAAUUUUGUAGUGACAGGUGCCAAGCUUUUCACUUGAAAUAAAUGAUGCAUUGUCAUAUCUGGAGUGAGAUGAUUGAAGUUAAAACAUUUUGGCUUUGUGUGAUGCUUAAAUUGUGGUAUGGUAUCGUUAAAAUAUUGUUGUAAAAUGUAUCCCCUCAUUAGGUGUGUUGCCCAGGACUAAGAACCCUAGUUGUGAUGCCCAGCUUUAUUCUAUUUUCUUUCUCCUCUUUACUUCCUAAUUGCUGUUUUACAGUUUCAAGUGGUUUUUAGCAACCCUAAUCAUUCUCUACCAAUUAGAUCUUUCACUUUAACAUCUAAACAUCAAAAGUGAGAUACCAUGAGAAUUUGUACUAUGAAUUUCUCGGUAUUCUAAUUCCUAAUUACUACCAAAAAACUAGUUUUACCUCACUGAACAUUACAUCGUAACCUAAAUCCCUAUAGCAGUAUCAGGUCCUUUUAAAAAUUUUGUUAAGUGUUGACACUAAAAACCCUGAACACUUCUUAGGCUGCGUUUGGCAAUAUGUAAAAU
This is a messenger RNA of Quercus lobata, 3852 nucleotides long. Its product is annotated as pentatricopeptide repeat-containing protein At5g16860-like. Gene Ontology annotation, biological process: RNA modification. Gene Ontology annotation, molecular function: RNA binding; zinc ion binding; protein binding. The record is from RefSeq and is a predicted model, not a curated record. Lineage: Eukaryota; Viridiplantae; Streptophyta; Magnoliopsida; Fagales; Fagaceae. The coding region runs from base 505 to 3360 and encodes 951 amino acids. The transcript has 7 exons.